AUGCUCAUUCUGCAAGACGUAGCCAUGGAUAUCCGCACCAUCGACAAGGAGGAGAACAGGAGGCGGAUGCGGAACGGCGAGCUCUACUGGGCCUUCACCCCGGAUCUCAUCGCGGACCGGAAACGUUGCAAGGCGGCCUGCGACAAGCUCAACAACGCCGGCGACGUGAGCCGCCGUACGCUCAUCGGCAUGUGGAAAGACAUCAACCGGGACACGAUCCCUCUUCCUCGGCUGCGUGUCCGCCAUCACGAGGACGAUGCCCUCCUUGAAGAUUAUCCGUGGAUCGACACCCCUAUAAAAAUGGACUACGGCUACAACGUGAAGCUCGGCGAAAAUGUAUACGUCAACUCCAAUAGCACAUGGAUAGACACCUGCCUUAUCACGGUAGGCGACCGCACCCUCAUCGGCCCAAACUGCUCAUUCUACAGCGGCACACAUCCGCUGGAACCCCGCCUCCGCAACGGCACACGCGGGCCAGAGUCGGGCAAGCCCAUCACCAUCGGCGAGGACUGCUGGCUCGGCGGCAACGUCAUCGUGCUGCCCGGAAUCACCAUCGGCAAGGGCGUGACCGUCGGCGCGGGGAGCGUCGUGACCAAGGACGUUCCGCCUUUUGUAUGUGUGGCGGGCAACCCGGCGCGGGUCAUCAAGGCCGUGGAGCAAUCGCAACCGACAACACCAAGGGCGUCGGACGAGGUGUCGAACAGAAUUGUCUCUAGCUCUACUUUGUAG
Messenger RNA from Colletotrichum orchidophilum, 729 nucleotides. Its product is annotated as galactoside O-acetyltransferase. The record is from RefSeq and is a predicted model, not a curated record. Lineage: Eukaryota; Fungi; Ascomycota; Sordariomycetes; Glomerellales; Glomerellaceae. The coding region runs from base 1 to 729 and encodes 242 amino acids. The transcript has 4 exons. Gene Ontology annotation, molecular function: acetyltransferase activity.